Molecule: messenger RNA, 3352 nt
Organism: Centruroides sculpturatus (bark scorpion)
Lineage: Eukaryota; Metazoa; Arthropoda; Arachnida; Scorpiones; Buthidae
Product: protein TANC2-like
Exons: 19
Coding region: 65-3172 (1035 amino acids)
Molecular function (GO): protein binding
Source: RefSeq, a predicted model, not a curated record
ACCUUUCGAGGGCAAUUCCAGACGUCUUAGCUUCACCCAUUGCUUGUAGAAGUCGUAGUUGAUCAUGUUUCGUUUUAUACCUAAUCAAUAUAUUCAUUCAUUAUUAUUAUUUUAUGUUAUUUGGGAUUGGAAUUUCAGCAUCUUCGAUCCUAUAAGAAAAAUUUUCGGUAAAAGAUCAGUUUCGGCAAGGAUAAAAUAUUCGAGUAAUGUUUGUUCUUCCUGCCACGAAUCUUUUGGAAGUGGGAGAAAAAGGAAAUUAGUUGACGUAUGUGGACAUCAACGAUGUUAUUCCUGUAUCGUUUCCACCGAUAAAUGUCCCAUUUGUCUUACAGAUGGCGUUACGUCUACCAGAAAACGCAUGGGUUUCCUCGAUAAAAUUUUUAAUAAAACUAAAGUCGGCGAUAAAAAAAGAAGGCUCGCCAUCGAUUUUAUUGAAAAUUCCUCGCAUAAGCGAUUGAGACUACAAAACGAAAAUGGAACUUUAACAAAUUCGUCGAUGAGUAUAGACUUUCAGCAAAAUGUUUCCAGGAAAGGAACGUUGGAACGUAACAUUAAAAGAAUUUCAACUCUUUCGAAUGCUUCUCGUAAAUACAUAUUUCAAAAAGAAAACGUUGUAUUAAUUCAAGGAAGACCCGGCUGUGGAAAAACUUCUAUUAUUUUGCGGUUGGUAGAUUAUAGCUGCUUCGGAAGAAAGAACGAAGAGUCGAUUGAUGUAGCUAAUAUUUCUUGCCUUCUAAAACUUUCAAAACAAAUCGUAGGAUAUCACUUCUGUCAAAAAGGCAACAAAUAUACUACUUUAGUUCCUGAAUUUGUUCAUAAUUUAGCAGCACAAUUAUGUCAAGCUCCUAUUCUUCUUCCUUAUAGAAAUUUAUUAUUAAACGAAUUUAGAUAUCACGAAAUUCUCUCUAUGGAAUCGUGCAUUUCCGAUCCUAAGACAGCUUUCAUUCAGGGAAUUCUCGAACCAAUAAAGUUAUUAAUUAGCAACGGAAGUAUUAUGCCAUCAAAUUGCAUUCUGGUAAUCGAUGCUCUGAAUGAAUCGGAAGAUGAACAUAUUAAAAAAUUAAAGCCCUUUUUGUUAAAUAUAAUUUCAAUAUUACCUUCAUGGAUAAAGAUUAUUCUUACUUCGAGAGAUUCUAUUGAAGGUCUAUCGAUCAUUUCACUCGACGAUAUCGACUCAAAUGAUAAUAUUCGAAAAGACAUUUAUGAUUUUAUUAAUAAACGAAUUGAAACCAGUUCCGACAUACAAUCUAAUAUAUUAAACAACAGAACAAGUUCGAAUGGCACCUUUAACAACAGAUUUGCCAAAUUUUUGAGUACAACUAGCCAAGGUUGCUUCCUUUACGUAGAUAACAUUCUUAAUAUGAUGGAAAAAAGACACUUGGUAAUCAAGAGUGAUAGUUUCCGUAUUAUUCCAACUGAUCUAGACCAGAUGUACUUAUUAAUGAUGAAUAUAAAAUUUAAUACUCUCACCUCGUUUGAAAAUAUAAAACCUAUUAUGGAAAUCUGUAUAGCAGCUAUAUAUCCCUUGACUAUGCUAGAAAUUUAUUAUACUCUUAAUUCUGGAUUAAUUCGUCAUUUUGUUAGUUGGAGAAACUUUUUAGAUGUAUUUGAUGCUCUGAUAUCCUCUAACAUUCUCUGUAAAAGGAAUGAUGGAACUGUCAUGAUCAUUCACCCAACAUUAAUUGACUGGUUAAAGAAUCAAAAAGAAAAAUUUUAUAUAAAUAUCAGGAAUGGUCAUGCAAUGAUUGCUUUACGAUUGAUGCGCUUGGAACAUCCUGUAGAAAGUGAAAAGAUUCUUGAACUAUCCUACCAUAUCUUAAAUGCUGAAAUGUUUGAGAACGAAUCCUUAAAUGCUCUUGCUCUUCUUUUAAGCAGCUCGGAUGUAAACACUGCUUUUAGCAAUCCUCGCAAUUUAUCUAAUCCUGAUUUCCAAAUUAAUAAGUUACUUAUGAAAGCAAAAGCAGAUCCAGAUUUCAUUACCGAUUAUUUGAAUGGAUCUAGUGCACUCUCUUGUUUUUCAUAUUACGGUUGUAUGGAUUUAGUAGAAUUAUUAAUCAAACACGGUGCCGACUGUAAUAUUAAAUCCAAAUUGGGACAGACUGCUUUGCAUUUAGCUGCUGAAAAAGGAUACAUUUCAAUCAUUCGUAUACUGAUAGAAAAUGGUUGCCAAAUAAAUCACGUUGAUAAGAAUGGUGCCACAGCUUUAGUUUUAGCGGCAUCUAAAGGACAUCUAGAAAUUGUACGCCAUUUGUUAAGUUACAAGUUACCGGAUAUCAUUAAAUCUUUUAGUCAAAAUACAGAGAAAGCGCUAAUUGCAUCUAUUUUAGGUGGCCAUUAUGAUAUUUGUAAGUUUUUUCUGGAAUCAAAAACACUACUCAACUACAUGGAUCCGGAAAGUGGUCACACACCAUUAACUGCGGCUUGUACGGUUGGUCACCGUGAUAUUGUGGAAUUAUUAAUUAAACAUGGUACUCCGAUAAACGUUAAAAAUAAGAAUGGAGUUUCCGUCAUGGCUUGUGCCGUUUCAGAGGGACAUUUGGAUAUAGUUCAAUAUCUAUUGAACUACAUCCGUCCUAAUGAAUUAGAUAAACAAGUAGAUGAAAAGAGUCGCACUCCAUUGAUGAUUGCAGCUAGUAAGGGGAAAAUUGAUAUUAUGGAUGUAUUGGUUUCAAAAGGAGGAGCUCUGAUUACAACAAAAGACGAAAAUGGUUUUUCCGCAUUAUCCUGGGCUUCUAUGAAUGGUCAGAUCCAAGCUAUUACUUGGUUACUGGAAAGGGGAGCCGAUAUUAAUGGCACAGAUUCUUUUGGAAGAACUCCUCUAAUUUUAUCAGUUACAGAAUCUAAUGUAGAAGUCGUACAAAUGCUUCUGAAUAACGGAGCUUGCAUAAAUCAUGUAGAUAAAAAUGGUUUUACAGCAAUAGACAGAGCAAUCGAAAUUUCUAACAUAGCGAUUGUAAAUAUACUCUUAAAAAGCGGAGCUAAAUUAGGUCCGCAAUCUUGGGCGACUGCCGAUAAUAAUCCAGAAAUGAUUAUGUUGCUCUUAGGAAGAUCAUGGAAUAGAAUUAAAUCAAAGGAAGAAGAAUUUCGAAAAUCGGAAGUUUUUACACACACUUCAUCUUGGUGGAAACUUUACGAAUGUCCUUUAACGAUGAAUGGUGAUCAAACUUUGUAAAUCAUUAAAUGCCUGCAUGUUGUGAGUUUAAGAUGUAAUCUAACCUUAGAUACAUUCCAGAUUUAUAGUUCCUUAUUUAUAUGAGCAAAAAAUCAAACUGAAGUUUGUGUUCAAUAUAGGUCUGUUAUAAAUUUGGAAUUUGAUCUAUAAACUGUUUGAAUAAAAAGAUUUUGUUUUGAA